Ceratosolen solmsi marchali is the source of this 873-nucleotide messenger RNA. Its product is annotated as hydroxysteroid dehydrogenase-like protein 1. Gene Ontology annotation, molecular function: oxidoreductase activity. Bases 1 to 873 code for a protein of 290 amino acids. The record is from RefSeq and is a predicted model, not a curated record. NCBI's taxonomy places the organism in Eukaryota, Metazoa, Arthropoda, Insecta, Hymenoptera, Agaonidae. The transcript has 5 exons. Gene Ontology annotation, cellular component: endoplasmic reticulum.
AUGUGUUUAAUCAAAUUCUCGAUUACAUUGUUGAAAUUGAAACCAUUAGAUUUCAAAGAAAAAUAUGGCAAUUGGGCAGUUGUAACAGGCUCAACCGAUGGUAUUGGAAAAGAAUAUGCAAAAGAAUUAGCUAGAAAGAAUUUAAAUAUUGUUCUUAUUAGUAGAAAUUUAGUCAAAUUAAAUAAAACAAAAGAUGAAAUUCUUACAUUAAAUCCAUCAAUAACUGUUAAAAUUAUUCAAGUUGACUUUAGUAUGGGUAAAGACGUAUUCGAUUAUAUUCAGACAGAAUUACAAGAUUUACCUAUAGGUAUAUUAGUUAACAACGUUGGAAUACUGACCGAAUACCCAAUGUAUUUUGAUGAAAUAUCGGAAAAGGAUCUAUGGAACAUCAUGAAUAUAAACAUUGCCAGUCUAACGAUAAUGACUCGUAUGAUUAUCGUACAAAUGUUGAAAAGAAAUAAAGGAGCUAUUGUUAAUAUUUCAUCAGCAUCAAACCUUUUACCAGUACCAUUAAUGUCUGUUUACUCGGCUUCUAAAAUUUAUGUACGAUAUUUUUCCGAUGCUAUUCGCAGUGAAUAUAAGAAAACGAAAUUGACGAUACAAUGUCUUUCGCCCAGUUAUAUUAAUACAAAUUUGAUUAACUUUGAUGUUUCAUUCAAGAAUCGAUACUUCUUCCCUGAUGCCAUUACAUAUGUAAAAAGUGCUAUUGCAACCUUGGGACGAAUUGAUUCAACUACUGGAUAUUGGGCACAUGAUUUACAGGAAUUUAUCCUUUUAUUUAUACCUGCAGGUUUAAUUACAAAUUUCGUUUUUUUUAAGCAUAAAGCUGCACGAAAAAACUAUAUAAAAUUAAAAGGAAAGAAUAUUGAUUAG